AUGUCCAACCAGGGUGGUGGUUCAGUACAUGACUUGAUUGUCGAGUCAUGGAUUAUGUAUGCCGUGGGAAUCUUGUUCUUCAUCGUGCGACUUUAUGCUCGGUACAAGCGUCUGAAGUUCCACCUCCAAGUUGAGGAUUAUUUGAUGUUUUUGGCAAUCAUCUUCUACACUGCGUUUGUAGUCACGAAUAUCGAGAUCACCAAUUAUGGGAGUACCUUGUACGAACCGGGUCAAUUUGAGACAUUCACUGCUCAUGAAAUCGAACAACGGGUCUUGGGCUCGAAGAUCGAAUUUGCCUCGGAGCAUUGCCAAGUAUGCACCAUCUAUUGCCUGAAGGCGUGCAUGCUGUUGGUAUAUUUCCGAAUUACAUCAAACCUCAAGCAACAUCGAUGGGUCAAGGUAUCCGCCGUCUAUACCGCCCUUGGAUGGCUGGCCACCGAAUUGACCUUGUUCUUGAACUGCCACCCGAUAUCCGGAUACUGGACAUUGCCGCCGCCUCAGCGCGAAUGUGCCACAUACUUCCACUUCGAGAUUGUCCAGGCAGUCUUCAACAUCAGCUCGGAUAUUGCAAUUCUGCUGGUAGUUCUGCCGCUGCUGUUUCGAACGCGCAUGCCGUGGCGGACUAAGCUUCCGGUUUUGGUGGUAUUCUCCAUGGGUAUUGUGGUCAUUCUCUGCGCCAUCAUUUCCAAAAUAUUCACCUUUCGCAACAUUUACGACACAAGUUACCAAUUCUGGUACCUGCGUGAAGCUUCAAUCGGUGUCUGGGUAACCAAUGCCCCUUUCGUAUGGUCUUUGGCUCGCUCGACCCUCAGCUUCCUAAAGUCAACAACCAACCCGACGAAAACCACACCCCAGUAUAAUUUAAGUGGGCCUGGGACCUCUACCAGUCGGGUCCGGGCUGGGGCAGAAAGUCGAACAUCUCGCGCACUAACCAGAAUGUAUGACAUAGAACCUGUCGGUGAAAGUGAAGAGAGUAUCAUUGAGAUGGAUGGGAGGAAUAAAGCCCCCUAUAUAUCAAGUGGGUCGAUCGACGACAGUGUACCAUCGACCUCAGAAUGGGGCGAAUCGUCACACCGGAAUGGCUCACCCGGGGAACAUGACGGUCAUAUUUGGAAAACGACCGAAAUUACUGUCGAGAAGAGCUAG
Messenger RNA from Penicillium hordei, 1146 nucleotides. RefSeq lists its product as uncharacterized. Bases 1 to 1146 code for a protein of 381 amino acids. The transcript has 6 exons. The record is from RefSeq and is a predicted model, not a curated record. NCBI's taxonomy places the organism in Eukaryota, Fungi, Ascomycota, Eurotiomycetes, Eurotiales, Aspergillaceae.